This is a messenger RNA of Colletotrichum fioriniae, 921 nucleotides long. RefSeq lists its product as uncharacterized. Lineage: Eukaryota; Fungi; Ascomycota; Sordariomycetes; Glomerellales; Glomerellaceae. Gene Ontology annotation, molecular function: acyltransferase activity, transferring groups other than amino-acyl groups. The record is from RefSeq and is a predicted model, not a curated record.
AUGGGAACACCGUUCGUGUCCCUCCUAGAGCCGACCCGGCUCGACGCCUACAUCCGCGGCGCGCCGCACGACGAGCAGCCGGCGACGAUACCAAAGGAGAUUUGCGACGCCAUGGAGGUGCGCGAGGCCGUCUUCGUCGCGGAGCAAGGCGUCCCCGCCGAGAACGAGUUCGACGCCGACGACAGCCGUGCUUGCCACUGGGUCUCGUACGCGUCAGUCAACAAAGUCGUCGAGCAGGAGGUCCUCGACGAGGCCGGCAACGUCGUCCGGCCCCGCCGCAGCAGCACCCGCAGCACGCCCAUCGGCACCAUCCGCCUCGUUCCCUUUCCCCACGCCCCGCACCCCAAGGACGGGGGCGUCUACUGGGACGGGGUGUUGAAGGAGGAUCCUGCGGCGGCGGCGGCGGCGGCGGAUCUUGCGCUGAACGGGGGUGACAAGGAGUCUUCAGAGUCGACGAGCAGCCCCGUGGAGGAAAAGAUCGAGAGCGCGGCGGAGCACGUGGGCGAGGAGAGGCGCAUGUCGGCAACCAAAGUCUUUGCGCCGGACCGCGCGACGGCGCUGCACGACGGGCGGGAGCCGUACGUCAAGCUGGGCCGGCUGGCCGUGGUCAAGGAGUUUAGGGGACACCGGAUCGCGAGGCUGCUGGUCACAACGGCGCUGGCGUGGCUGCGGGCGCACCCGAGCUACUUUGACCCGAGUAUCAAGGAGAUGGGACUCGAGGCGAUCGGGGCGACGAGCGCCGAGGAGGUGCCCAAGUGGAGGGGCCUCGUCUGCGUGCACUCGCAGGCGGCUGUGGUGGGCGCGUGGGAGAAGUUUGGGUUCCGGGUCGACGAGGAGAUGGGGACUUGGUGGGAGGAGGGGAUCGAGCACAAGGGUAUGUUUAUGCGGUUGGAUGUCGGGGAGGAGACGGCCAUUCUUUGA